AUGGAUAGCCCGCCGAUCGACAUUAGUAUGACGAACAAUAAUGGGAAUAUAAAUAACAAUGGAAACAACGUCCUCUUCGCUCAAUUACAGUCAUUAACAGAAAACCUACAAGCAAUGGUUGGAAAUCAAAACACAAAUAGUAACAACGCCCUACUCGCAACUCACGAAUAUCUGGCUAGCGAGAAGAAGCAAAAUGGCGCGGUUCGACAUGAACCAUACAUCAAACAGCACAACACGAGAAGACGUCAGACGAAAACCGGAGAUAAAGCGGGAAAUCCGAUCGUGGAUGACGAGGACGGAGGAAUGGACCAUGACGAAGGAAUGACUGAAGACGUGCAGAGCGACGAAUCGGAAGAAGAAUCUAGUGAGGAAGAGUCAUCAAGCGAAGAAUACGAGGGACAAGAAUUGAACAAAAGGACGUACCUGAUGUGGACAAAAAGUCGGGAUGAGACGAAUACGAUUAAACCGAAACAUAAUAGGGUAGAAUUCCGACGAAAGCAUCGAGGUGAUCCUUGA
Ambispora gerdemannii is the source of this 516-nucleotide messenger RNA. The record is from the annotation of a GenBank genome assembly. Lineage: Eukaryota; Fungi; Glomeromycota; Glomeromycetes; Archaeosporales; Ambisporaceae.